This is a messenger RNA of Mobula hypostoma (lesser devil ray), 1649 nucleotides long. It is a transcript of the gene rbp4l, whose product is annotated as retinol binding protein 4, like. The record is from RefSeq and is a predicted model, not a curated record. Gene Ontology annotation, molecular function: retinol transmembrane transporter activity; retinoid binding. Bases 128 to 607 code for a protein of 159 amino acids. NCBI's taxonomy places the organism in Eukaryota, Metazoa, Chordata, Chondrichthyes, Myliobatiformes, Myliobatidae. The transcript is spliced from 5 exons.
AUCUUAUCGUGUUAGGGAAUCAUUUAAUGGUUCCAGCAGUGGGGUAGAAGUUGUCCUUUAGCCUGGUCAUACACAGUUUCAGGCCUUUGAAUUUUCUGCCCAAUGGAAGAAGGGAGAAAAGGAGAACAUGUAUGCUGGGAAGUGGUAUGCUCUGGCAAAGAAGGACCCUGAGGGCCUCUUCCUUCAGGACAACAUCUCAGCUGAAUACUUUGUGGAUGAUGAAGGAACUAUGACAGCCUCUUCGAAGGGGAGAGUAAAGCUUUUUGGGUUUUGGGUGAUCUGUGCAGAUAUGGCAGCUCAGUAUAAUGUGCCUGAUCCUCAUGAACCAGGGAAAAUGGAGAUGGAAUACCAGGGGCUUGCAAGUUACCUGUCCAGUGGAGGUGAUCACUACUGGGUGAUUGACACUGAUUAUGAUAACUAUGCCAUCACGUAUGCCUGCCGUAGACAGAAGUCAGAUGGAACCUGUGAUGAUGGCUAUGCCCUCGUCUUCUCCCGCAACCCUCAUGGUCUUCCAUCGAACAUCCAGCGCAUCGUUCGUCAGAAACAGGAGGAGAUUUGCCUCACUGGGCAGUUUGAACCAGUGCUGCAAUCAGGUGCUUGUCCUUAAAGUUUCCAAUGGGAGAGACGAGUUGUUGGAAGCAGAAGCAUAGAGUUUCAUUAUAAAGCUAUGUUACAUUAAUAAUCAACAGAUGCAAAAACCUUGUAGGUCCUUUAAAAAUUUAAGGGGCAGAAGUAGUUGGCUUACACAACCUAAUGUUUUUGUUUUAUAUUUGUAAUAGCAAAUAAUAAUAAAAAAUGUUUCAAAUUGUUACCCAUAACACUGAUAGAAACCUGGCACUAAACAAUAAUUAAAACUGAAAUGAACUUCAGUAUAAUUUCCUCCUUGUCAAAUUGUAGACAUACAUGAUUAUUUUAUAGGAAAGGCUAUGAUAAAGACCAUUCAUUCUCAAACUGUGUGGAAUAAAACAUUGUUGCUGUUAUAGAGUGUGUGUAUCCAGAAACUGAUAUAACUGACUUUUACCAAUAAAUACAUCUGCUGAAAGAUUUCCACCAGACUUCAUUUCUGGAAAGGAAAGUCAGUUUCAGACUAACUUCUGCACUAGUAGCCAAUCUCCUUGAAUUAUAAAUAACAUGGCUGAUAGAAUGAAGAGAUAGCAAAUAGUGGAGACAAACUACUCAAUGAGGGAAGUAGGUGAAGAUUGUGAGGAGUCAUCACUUCAUUGAGGACGUACUUGCUGUAACCUGUCCCUUGCUGAAGCCAUGAUAAUCUCCCAAUUUAGUUGGCUUUAAAUAAUGCAUGCUAGAACUUAAUCUGUACCUUUGCUAUCUCUAAUAUGGGUACAAGAUAAAAGCUACAGAUCUGAGUUAACUUGCUAGAAAUAGUCAUCAAGUUGUGCAGCAUCUGUAUAGGGAGAAACAGAGCUAACAUUUCUGGCUGGUUUAAUCAGAACUGGCAAAAGUUAGAGGUAAAACAAGAGAAAAGAAAAUGGGGUGAGAAAAACGAAAGGUCAGCCCAAUGACAGAGUCGAAGGUAAAAGAGUGAAAAGGAAGGACGGUGGAGGGCAGAGAGAUGAUAAUACCAAAACAGGAGGUGGAAAUGGGAAGAGGAAAAUAAUCUGAAAUUAUUGAAUUCUAUGUUGAUUCUGGAA